Molecule: messenger RNA, 3620 nt
Organism: Owenia fusiformis
Lineage: Eukaryota; Metazoa; Annelida; Polychaeta; Sabellida; Oweniidae
Source: the annotation of a GenBank genome assembly
GAGGAAAGAAAAAAUCGCGGCUAAAACCUUGGUUUGGAUUCGCAUCUCCGUACUUUCUCGAAUAUAUCAAAAUAGACAAUAAUGUCGGAGACAAAAGCUGCUGAUGUGGAACUGAAGAUUGUAGAGCCUGGAGAUGAAGUCCAAAAAGAAACGGAGAAGGCGAGUGAUGAUAUCAAAGCAGAAGAUAUUAAAGUAGAGGAUGAUGUUAAAGCCCAGGAUGAAACUGCCAUUGAUCCAGCUGCUGCAGGUGAUGCUAAAGAUACUAAUAAAGAUGAGACAGAGGGCAACAAAACAGAUGACGAGGAGACUGAAAAGUUACUCAAAGAUGAUGAAGAGGUGGCAGCACCUGCAGCGACAGCAUCUGUUGCCAAGGUGAAUGAAUCUCCAAAAGAUGUCUCCACUACCGAAAAUGGAGGUACAAAACCAGACUCAAAACAAGUUCCUUUUUUGAAGCGCCCAUUUGUACGUUGGGCUCUGAUAGCUCUUUUCACGAUUCUAAUUUUGGUGGUUAUCAUCGUGAUAAUAAUUGUCGCUGCUGUACAUCCCGAUCCAAGCAAGAAGACUCCUUCUAAGUCACCAAAUAGUACAUUUUCCUAUGAUGACCCAAGGGCUAUUGCUCAAGUAUCGUGCGGUUCUCUGCAGGGUGUCAUUGAAGACCAGGUCUUUGUUUUUAAGGGUAUACCUUAUGCCGAACCCCCCACUGGAAACAAUCGAUGGAGGCGCCCUAAGACUGAAUCUAUUAAAUGUGGGACUGAGAACAACACAUAUAAUGCUAAACAGUUCAAAAGUAAAUGCUUCCAGUAUGAAUUUGGAUCAGAAAAAAUAUUUGGAGCUGAAGACUGCUUAUAUCUUAAUGUUUGGACUCCAAGUUUUAAUAAAACUAGAAAACGACCUGUUAUGGUGUGGAUCCAUGGUGGAUACCUACAGUAUGGCAGUGGAAAUACAAAAGGUGAUAUGCCAACUCCGGAAGUCACCAAAUCUAUGGAUGUUGUCUUUGUCAGUUUCAACUAUCGUGUCAAUGCAUUCGGCUUCAUGGCCCUAGAGGAGCUAUCCCAGAAUUCCACAAGCAAAUCAUCGGGAAAUUACGGCUUCAUGGAUCAGAUUGCUGCUCUAACGUGGGUUCAGGAUAACAUUGAACAGUUUGGAGGUGACCCUUCUCAGGUUACGGUGUUUGGAGUAAGCUCUGGAGGGACAUCCAUAUAUGCACUGCUUGCCAGUCCUGAGGCUAAGGGCUUAUUCAGUAGAGCUUGGCUGAUGAGUAGUUCAGUCAAGUAUGAAGCAACUUUGGCCGAUGCCCAAGAAGACAAUAAGGUUUUCCUUGCAAAUACAAAGUGUGACCAGGCUGCAAAUCGGUUAGAAUGCUUAUAUAAUCUAACCCCACGUGAAAUUGUGGAUGCCAUACCUUGGGAUGUGUACCCUGCAUGGAGGAUGGCUGAUCUUACUGAUAUCCCCAAGAAUGGGCAGUUCUCUGGACCCGUAGCAAUAAUUGAUGGUGAAGUGAUACCCUCAGCACCAUUUGAUGUUUGGGCACAGGGUGCUGGGAAUGAUGUUCCUCUUGUAAUAGGAAACACAGCUCAAGAGAUCGAUUUUGCCCCCACAGAAAUGGAUCUUCCCACUUGGACCUGGGAGAAAUAUGAUCAAGUUGUCCGUGAUGCCAUGGACUCAUUUGACAACACCCUUGCUGAUCAGGUGUUACAAGAUUAUCCACACAAUGUGACACCACAGUUUCAGUUUACAAGUUUAGUAUCUGAUGCUAGAGUAAUUUGUGCAACUGAUGUCCUUACCCAGAAGGCAGCAGAUGCAUUCACGUCUCCUGUGUAUCGCUAUGUCCUUACAGCUGUACCAUCCAAACCAAUCACAUUAAAAUUCAAGUAUGCAGCUGAAUAUGCAUUCCAUGGUUUUGACUCAAUGUCAUUUUUCGGGGAUUUUUCCAAAUAUAUGGAUACUACCGGGGAAAAUGAGAAUAAAUUGACUGAAAUUUUGCGAAGUGGAAUUAAAGAGUUUGUUACAACAGGAAAGAUCACAAACUGGCCCGAUUGGGAAACUGGAACUGCAAUUAUAUCAAACAAAGUUGAAACUAGGCCAAGGUAUAAAGAGAAUGAAUGCAGACGAUGGGAAGCCGCCCCAUUUUUCCCUUCUUAUGCAUGGAUUAAUUAAUCUUUUUAAUUGAUUUAUUUAUUUAUGAUACAAGAUUGAGACACAUUUAAUCAAAUCAGGAUGAUUAUUGGUGGUUGCAGCCAAUAUCUGGCGUCAUGAUUAAACAGUAUGUUGUAAAUUUUGAAUUCUUGAACUUUAAGAAUUUUGUAGAUCUUUGAAAAUUUAAAAGAUUAAAUUGUGUAAAAAAGUUUGCAUUUACAUCAUGUUUUCAGAAAAAUUUAGAAUGCAUAUGAUUAAAAAGUAGAGUUGUAAAUUUUAUCCUAGAGGUAACUCUAAAAUAUUUUAAAAUACAAUAUUAUAACUAACCUAGAAACCUUUUCUGUAAUUAUCGAAGCUUGGGGAAAAUUCUUUAUUUAGAAAGUUAUUUAUUACCUUUCAAAAUAGAAAAUAUGCAAGUUAUUUUGCAAUAUCAAACUAGAAGUUUGUAGAAGUUUUUCACGCUAUGAUAUUCUCAGAAAAAAGGUUAAUAUCCAUGUGAUUGUAUGUCUAGAUUAAUAUCAAUAUUUAAAAUAUUUUGGGGUAAGGAGAUUUUAGUUUAUUGUGUGGUCUUAUAAAUGCUUUCAUUGUUGUUGUUGUUUAUUAAUGCUUUUAUGUUUUUUGGAAUCAAACUGAUGAGAUCUCAAUGUAUAUAUAUGUAUAGUGUAGAUAUGUGAGUGCAAUGUUUGUGUGAAACUUACAUCAAAUCAAACGGGCUUGGUCAAAUAUCAAUGUAUCAUGAAAUGAAUUUUUUUUUUUUGGGGGGGGGGGCGGGGGCUUGUGCAAUCACAUUGAUUGAUAAGUGGAUGAAACUGUUUUUUGUGAUAACAGUGACUUUAGUGUUGAUAUACAGGGUGGUCCAAAAAUGCCACUUUUUCACCCUGUAGGUCUUUGAUAGGUUUUGCAAAUACAUGAAAUAUUGAUACUUGCAUUUUGAUUAAGCCCAAAUAGUAUUUCAUCUGCAUCAAGUGUAUCCUGCUUUGUAUUGUCAGGUUCUCUUGUGCUGAUUUAGUACACAAUCUCUCUCAAUAAAGAACAGUAAAAUUAUGUUUGUCAAUAAUAAGGGGUGCUUUUCUUGAGACAUUCCUUAAAGAAUUUUAAAUUAUUGUUCUCAAGAUAUAAUACCAUGAUUUCCAUACAAUGGAAUUGAGAAAUACUUGUUUCAAGACCCCUGAUUCCGACCCUAAUUUAGUAGCAAAAGAAGGAGAGCAUUGGCAAAAAUAGAUAGUGUUAAGAAGCCAGAGUAGCUUAAUUUUUAGCUCAUUGUUUAGAAAAUGCAUUUGUUAGUAGACACCAGAUAGUCUGAUAGAGUUCAUAAAUACCAGUUUUAGCCAUUAGCAUAUUUUUAUUUUAUUUUUUAAAGACUUGUGUUCAUUACUGCUUAAUGGAUCCUGUAUAAUAGAUCUUUUAUCAGAGCAUUUUAGUCACUAGCAUAAUUUGAGUAUUUUUUUAUGAAUCUAUAUGUGUGUUUUACACAAAUACUUAUA